GAGAUGCCUACAUAGAAGAGUGAUAGCAGCUGGCCACACGUCUCAGCACUGAACCAGCUCCUCAGGUACCCUGGCUCUGGAAAUUGCUAUGGGAGAUUGGAUGACUGUUACAGAUCCAGGUCUGUCUGCAGAAAGCCAAAAUAUCUCUCUAUAUACCUCAGAAACAAAGAUGUCUCCAUCAAGUUUAUACUCACAGCAAGUGCUAUGCUCUUCAAUACCUUUAUCAAAAAAUGUACACAGUUUUUUCAGUGCCUUCUGCACAGAGGAGAAUAUUGAACAAAGUAUUUCAUAUCUUGAUCAGGAAUUGACUACUUUUGGGUUUCCUUCAUUGUACGAAGAACCAAAAAGUAAAGAAGCAAAGAAAGAAUUAAAUAUAGUUGCUGUUUUAAAUUGUAUGAAUGAGCUACUUGUACUUCAGCGGAAGAAUCUUCUAGCUCAGGAAAAUGUGGAAACACAAAAUCUGAAACUGGGAAGUGACAUGGACCAUCUGCAGAGCUGCUAUGCAAAACUUAAGGAACAACUGGAAGCAUCCAGGAGGGAAAUUAUCGGGCUUCAGGAGAGAGACAGACAGCUACAGUGCAAGAACAGGAAUUUGCACCAGCUACUGAAAAAUGAGAAGGAUGAGGUACAAAAAUUACAAAAUAUCAUUGCAAGUCGAGCUACUCAGUACAAUCAUGAUAUGAAAAGAAAAGAACGUGAAUAUAAUAAACUAAAAGAACGUCUACAUCAACUUGUUAUGAACAAAAAGGAUAAAAAAAUAGCCAUGGACGUGCUGAACUACGUGGGCAGAGCUGAUGGGAAGCGGGGCUCUUGGAGGACUGGUAAAACCGAAGCCAGGAACGAGGAUGAAAUGUAUAAAAUUCUCUUGAAUGAUUAUGAAUACCGGCAGAAACAAAUCUUAAUGGAAAAUGCCGAACUUAAGAAGGUUCUCCAGCAAAUGAAAAAGGAGAUGAUCUCUCUUCUUUCUCCCCAAAAGAAGACACCUAGAGAAAGAGCAGAUGAGAGUACAGGAGCUGUUAUCUCUGAUGUUGAAGAGGAUGGCGGAGAGCUGAGCAGAGAGAGCAUGUGGGACCUUUCCUGUGAAACUGUGAGAGAGCAGCUUACAAAUAGCAUCAGGAAACAGUGGAGAAUUUUGAAAAGUCAUGUAGAAAAGCUUGACAACCAAGUUUCAAAGGUGAACUUGGAAGGUUUUAACGAUGAAGACGUGAUAUCACGACAAGACCAUGAGCAGGAAACUGAGAAGCUGGAGUUGGAAAUUCAGCAAUGUAAAGAAAUGAUUAAAACGCAGCAGCAACUUUUACAGCAGCUUGCUACUGCAUGUGAUGACGAUACCACUUCACUGUUACGAGACUGUUACUUGCUGGAAGAAAAGGAACGCCUUAAGGAAGAGUGGUCCCUUUUUAAAGAGCAAAAGAAGAAUUUUGAGAGAGAGAGACGGAGCUUCACAGAAGCGGCGAUCCGCCUAGGGCUGGAGAGAAAGGCAUUUGAAGAAGAGCGAGCCAGUUGGUUAAAGCAGCAGUUUUUAAAUAUGACUACCUUUGACCACCCGAACUCAGAAAAUGUGAAACUUUUCAGUGCCUUCUCAGGAAGUUCUGAUCAAGACAAUCUUCCAGUGCACUCAAAGCAAAGGCAGAAGAAGCCCCCCAGCACGUCUAAUGGGUCUCCAGUUUGCACAUCUAAAAUGACAAAAUCUCUGCCUGCUUCACCAACUCUAGACUCUUGCCAGACACGUUCCUGUGUAUCGGAACAUAGUUCAGUCAGUGUGCUGACUGUAACUCCUGAAGAAAUGAAACCCGAUCAGGUUGGAAGAGAAUGUACCAGUCAGACGUGGAGCGUGGUGUCCAGGCCUGGGGCGCAGCCAGGCUGCUCAGUGGAUGCUCUUUGACCUACAUAAAUCGUCACGUAGAGAAAGAUGACUUAUAGUUGAUGUGUGGAUGAGAACUCUUUUUCACUAACAUAUUCAUCAGAUUUGUUUCAUCUGAGUUGAAACAGGGUGUGUCAUAAAGUGAGUCAUCUCUGAUAAUUCAAGAAUGUUCUGAGUCGUUUGUUUGGACUUCCCUGUCUUCCCCAAAGAGCUGAAAUGCUAAAUCUAUUUAAAAGAGUAUAAAAGCUUUGGAUGUGUAUUUUUAGUAACAGAAGCAUCUGGCUCUGUGAAUAAAGGAAUGUAUAGAUGUCUGGAUAGAAACAGAAGCACUAGAAUGAGUUUCCUCUUUAUAGGUAUUAAAAAUAGCACUUUUAGGAAACUGAUUAUUGUAAAUGUUUAAUUUUUGUCCCAAAUAUAGUUGGCAUUGGAAGUUUAGCCUUUACUUGAAUGUAUACUGUAGAUUUUUAACAAAGCAAGUUCUAUAUUUAUUAUGUUUAGUGUGAUUUUGGAAUUACCUCUUUCAUAUGUUUUAAAUAAAGUAAAAUUUAUGUAUGUUUUGUAUAUAAAUAUACAUGAUUAUGUUAAGAAGCUUUAAGACUUAAAAGAUUCGCACAACCAUAAAUAUAGUAUUUUGUGCUGAUAGAAUGUUCCUAGUGAUAUUCUGUUUAAAGAUAUGUUAGGAUCAUGACUAUAUUAUAUUUAAGUUUUUUAAAAUCCAUCCGGGCAAUAACUAUUCAGAGUUAUCCCGCGAAGCCACGUUCUUUAGAAAAUCAGCAUACUAACAUUACAUUUUUGAGACUUUCUACAGCAUUAGAUUUUUAUUUUAUAUAUGUAGGAUAUUAUAAUUUGUAAAAGGACUAUUGAUUAUAGAGUAAUAGGGACAGGACAACUAAAGUACCUUUGAAUAGCAAUUUAAGGAGAUUGGUUUAAGAUACUCAGAUAAUAAAAAAUAUAGAAAACAUUGGGAUAGAGAUAAUUCCCUUAUCAGAUGAGUACUAGUACAGUAAUAUCUGUACUAGCUAGGGCUUUGUAUCAUUGCCAAUAAUUUUUUAGUAUUUUUUCAAUGAAAUAUUUACCAUUACUAUUAAAUAUGAUAAUGUAAAAAUAGAAGAUUUUAUAAUCCAAAUAUACUCGGGACAAUCUUGUAUCAUUUCAUUUUCAGAACAGUCUUAGGCGCUUUUGCUCUGUAAUGUGUGUCACUGCAUGUUUGCUCAUGAAAAGUAUGUUAUUGAUAGUAGUAAUGCUAAAAAAUUGUAGGUCAAGCUCUUCCCCCUAGAUUUUCAUCAAAAAAGCUUUUAAGUGCCUAGCGCUGCUUGUCUCUGUACAUAGAAAACUACACAGACCCAGUCCUUGCUAGGUAGAAUAGUUUGGCUCCAUCUGCCUUCUCCUUUCCCAUUAGUUCAAUCACUUAGAGACACUCACCCUGUUUGUGGCUGGUCUGUUUAGCCUCUCCCCCAGGCCUAGUUCUCAUCUGCUUAUUGUAUGUGACUCUUAGGAGCUGUGUAGCAGUAGCCAUUUUUCUAAGGUUGAUCGGCUAUCACUAGAGUAUCGUAGGAGACCGGAGUGAAUGUACUCCUAACGUAACUGCAUCUGUAGUCUCAAAGAGCUGGCUCUGGAAUGAUAGUCACUCUCUACCUUCAGCUUAAUGCAUGGUCGUGUCUUUAAAAUAUUAAAAAUGUUAAUGAAUUUUCAGAGUACCAUAUUCCAGAUGAAAUCUACCUGGAAUAUAAUUAUUCUUUUGCUAUUUAGCAAUGACGUGGUUGAAGAAAGGCAAUCAGAAAUUUUGAAGAGUUGCUGAUAGAUUUGUCAGGACUUCUCCUAGGGGUUUACUUUAUCAGAAGUAAACAUGCUGGGUUUUCAUACAGAUCUCUUAAGUUAGAAUACUGCAGUCCAUGAGGAUAGAUUUCUAGAAAGCUGUGUUUUUUUGUUGUGUUUCCAUUUUAAACUGGGUUAAAUUCUCAUGUUAAAAAUGCCCUUGAGCCUUUAAAAUCUCAGAUGUGAAAAAAACAGUAAAAUGAAAACUCCAGAUUGAUUGUGCCUUUGGUAUUUGCAUAGAUCUGCUAGAAGUUUUAAUCCUAAAUAUAUUCUAGUGGUACAGUGAUCCCUAAUCUCCUAAACUUACCAGAAUGUUGGAAUGGUUUCCUUACUGGAAAACUCUUGAAUCUACACACAAACUCCCAAGAUUUUCCCUUGCUUUUCUGUGGAAUUUCUGUGAACUAGUAACACAGCUGUGCUCCAGUCUUAGCAUUCAGCCUCAGUAAUGUCGCCAUCAGCGUAAAGCCCUGAUAAUCUUCGGUGUUUUCUUAUCAGCGUAAGAAUCUGAGAUGUUUUGUGCUUCGUUUGUUUUUACAUGACACAUCCAUUUUGAAUUAUCAAAGCAAAAGUGUCAAAAUUUGAGGUAAAAUUUUCCUACUUUCAAAUGUUUACAUCUGCAAUUUACAGUCUGGGAAAUUACUAGAGGAAUUGGUGACGCAAAAAUAUCCUGACUAAAAUAUAAGUGGUAAAUAUCUUGUCGGAGAAGCAAUAUACUAAGGGAUGAGUGUCUCAGACAGUGCACAGCAAAUUGCUUGCCUCAUGGUAUAAUUGGAAUGUUUGGAAAGAAUUGUCGGUCCACUGUGACUACGUGCUUUUUGUAGGAAAAGAUUCUGUGGUGCGUGAUGAGAAGGAGGAACCCUGAGGUCCAGUCGUGGCCUUCCCCUUGGGGCGUCGUCUUGAAAGCCCGUACCCCCGGGAGGGCUCGGUUUCUGCGGUGUGCAUGCCUGGAGUGCUGCGGGGUGACAAGACUUUCUGUGAUUGCCCUGUUGUAAAAAUCUUUAGUCUCCUUCCUGAUGUACACUGUGUUCUUAUUGCUAAAGUGGAUUUAAAGUAAGCUUGGAUUAUGGAACUCAAGUAAAUAUGCUUUUCACUAUGUUUGUCCUUACGGUUUUUCCAUCUGUUCAUGAACAUUUACAAAGCUCCUCCCAAAUGUCAGGGCAAAUGGCUUCUUUGUGAUCACUGGGGAAAAGAUGACAGGUGCCCUCCUUGCCCUUGAAAAUUGCUGAGUGGAGUGGAAGACCAGCCA
Octodon degus (degu) is the source of this 4925-nucleotide messenger RNA. RefSeq names its product SSX family member 2 interacting protein (gene Ssx2ip). The record is from RefSeq and is a predicted model, not a curated record. Lineage: Eukaryota; Metazoa; Chordata; Mammalia; Rodentia; Octodontidae. The transcript is spliced from 13 exons. The coding region runs from base 89 to 1885 and encodes 598 amino acids.